This is a messenger RNA of Colletotrichum orchidophilum, 1941 nucleotides long. RefSeq lists its product as uncharacterized. The record is from RefSeq and is a predicted model, not a curated record. The transcript has a single exon. NCBI's taxonomy places the organism in Eukaryota, Fungi, Ascomycota, Sordariomycetes, Glomerellales, Glomerellaceae. The coding region runs from base 1 to 1941 and encodes 646 amino acids.
AUGGUCGACAUGGACGAUGCGACGAGGCUCAUCGGAGACCUGCAUCAGAAGCUAGCCGACCUCGACCACAAGGUUGCAGCCUACCGCCAAGACAUGGCCACCGAGUUCCAUAGAUACUCCCACCAACUGCUCCAAAACAUCCCACAACACACUUCAGCCGAGGUUGAUCGCCGAGUUGCCGCUUCCUUCGACAACUACCCAGCUCUGCGUCCUGCCCUCAGUCAGAGUCUCACAAGUCCCCUGCGAGACCUGCCUGACUCAACGCCUCCACCGCCGUCCACCGAAGACACCGAAAACCUCGCCAGACUCCACAACAACCCCGGCAACCCCCGCGAACCUCCGCCGCCGUCGCCCAAGUCCACUCCCCCAUCCGUCCUUCCCCAUGCCGGCACUGCUACCCUAACCUCUCCCGACAGUGUUUAUGACCGGGAAAGGGAUAGGGGUUUUCACGGUCUCUUCACCCCAAGCUAUCUGCCCCUGCUGGACAGCUCACACGAGUCGCCUGCACCAGCAGCAAACCAGUCACCAAUCCUCUCGUCAAUUCCAAACCCUGCUGCUACUCAAGACGAUAUGGGUCGUCGCAAGUCCGGACAGGCUCAGGAGCAGCCUGCGAUCAAGCUGUCGGUUGCUGCGACCCAAACUCCCGAGAGGCCGAACCACGAGCGCCGGGCGACUGACGACACGACUUCUUCCGGAGCUUCGGAGCAGAGUGAAUCCAAGGUGCGCCGUAGUGCCCUCCGAAGAAGCUCGAGCGGAAUCAAGCCACCCGCCAGCCCCAGGCGAGUGCGCUUCGAGUUCGAGGGAGGCGAAGUGCUGCCUACAGCCUCGCCCCAGUCAUCAGAGCCGUCCUUGGUACAGUCGCACACCCUUGCCAACUCGAGGUCACCCCCUCCGUCGGAAGAUGAGUCAAUGAGUGUCGAAUCCUUGCUGGGCCCAGACGAGGACAGCGGUCCGCCGCCAAAGAAAGUCUCUUCUUCACAAGCACUCCGCGCUCUCUCCCGAGCUCCUUUGGAUGCCAACACGGUUUGGACUGUUGUAAAUGCCGAAGCUCAAGAUAAGGAGAAUGGAAGUAUGGCUACAUCAGAUUCAGAGACGUCAUUGCAAACGAGCAGCAGUGUCGGCCCAACCCUGAAACCUCAAUCACCACCAAAAAUAACUCUAGUGGAGCGCAAACGAGCCCCGGAACCGUUGCGUCCUGUUUCCCCAGAGAGAGACAGUCGGAGGAAUGAUGAUGAUGAUGACAGUGACGGCAGCUCCUCAGACGACGGCUUCCUUGCCAUGGCAAAGCCGAAAUCCUUUGCCAACAAGAAAGCGAUUCUUUCACCGUUAUCACGCUCACCGACAAGAACGGUCACUGCGCCUUAUAGUCCUAUCCGAGAUGAGUCUGUGUCGCACGAGGAGGAUAAGUUGGUGACACAAAGCGAUGGGGCCGAGGAGGAUGAUGAUGAGGACAUGUUCCAUUUCGAAGGGCUCAGUGCGCCGCCAAAGCCUCGGUCCCGACCAGCUCCAAUACAGGAAGAGGAGGAAGAAGAAGAAGAAGAGGAUGAGGAUGAGGAUGAGGACGAGGACGCUCCGUCGAAUGAGCCAGUCACCCAGACCUUGUACUCGACUUCGCCUGCUGUGUCAAUUCCGAAACCAGUAGAGCCAGCGAUUCCGGCACAUCUUAUUUCAGGCUCGGUUGGAUCUUUCAGAGGUCGUCCUGUCAUUAUGCCCGUUGUUAAGAAUCCCGACGUAUAUCAACAGGCAGCCUCGCUCGGCGAUGUCAGCAGCUUUAUCGGAGGACUGGACGGACGCAGCGGCGUUGACGACGGAGAUCUCAGCAGUUAUCGUGCCAGUGUUGGGCAGUCAUUGUUCUCGGGGACCCCUCGAAGUUUGAUGGAACGAAUGAUGAUGGAGGAAGCACAGAGCCAGAGACGGGCGGCAGCGCAGCGACCGCAGUGA